This is a messenger RNA of Dryobates pubescens (Downy woodpecker), 930 nucleotides long. Its product is annotated as olfactory receptor 9I1-like. Gene Ontology annotation, cellular component: membrane. Gene Ontology annotation, biological process: G protein-coupled receptor signaling pathway; sensory perception of smell. Gene Ontology annotation, molecular function: olfactory receptor activity; odorant binding; G protein-coupled receptor activity. The transcript has a single exon. The coding region runs from base 7 to 930 and encodes 307 amino acids. NCBI's taxonomy places the organism in Eukaryota, Metazoa, Chordata, Aves, Piciformes, Picidae. The record is from RefSeq and is a predicted model, not a curated record.
GGAAACAUGGAAAACUACACCAGGGUAAGUCAGUUCAUUUUGGUUGGUUUCAGAUCUCACCCAGGAUCACAACUUCUCCUCUCUGUUCUCUUCUCUACAAUUUAUGUUGUCACUGUGGGAGGAAAUGCCUGCAUGAUCCUCAUCAUUCAAAUGGACUCCAAGCUGCACACUCCUAUGUACUUUUUCCUAGAGAACUUGUCCAUCUUGGACAUUUGCUAUUCCUCUGUCAUCACUAACAAAGCCGCACUGACAUUGUCACUGGGCAGAGGACUCAUUUCCUACAAUGGCUGUGCAUCUCAAAUGUUCUUCUUCUCCCUCUUUGGUACCACCGAAGCCUUCUUCCUUGCUGUGAUGGCUUACGAUCGCUUCACUGCCGUCCGCAAUCCACUGCUCCACCAAAUCAUUAUGAACAGAAGACUUUGUGUUUGCAUGGUGGUGGGCUCCUACCUGUCAGGCUGCAUCAACUGCAUCAUCCAGACAGCCUUUACAUUCAGUUUAUCCUCUUGUGGGACCAAAGAAGUAAACCACUUCUUCUGCUAUGUUCCUGCAGUGAUGCGUGCCUCUUGCUCAGACACACUGGUCAAUGAAGUGGUAAUGCUGGCUGUACGUGGAUCAAUCACUGUGGGCACUGCCUUGGUGGUGUUUAUCUCCUAUGGCUAUAUCAUCAUUACCAUUGCCCAAAUGCCUUCAGCUGAGAGCAGGUGCAAGGCUUUCUCCACUUCUUCUUCUCACAUGCUGGCUGUCACUUUAUUCUUCGGGACAGUUUUCUUCAUGUAUGCUCAGCCUGGGGCUGCACCUGACAGAAGCAACAUCAUCUCUGUCCUCUAUACUGUUGUGAUUCCCAUUCUAAACCCUUUCAUCUACACCCUUCGAAACCAGGAGGUAAAAGGCUCUCUGAAAAAACAAUUAAAAAGGAAAGGCUUUUGUUAG